Molecule: messenger RNA, 811 nt
Organism: Pteronotus mesoamericanus
Lineage: Eukaryota; Metazoa; Chordata; Mammalia; Chiroptera; Mormoopidae
Gene: HSPB2
Product: heat shock protein family B (small) member 2
Exons: 2
Coding region: 76-624 (182 amino acids)
Biological process (GO): protein refolding; negative regulation of apoptotic process; response to heat
Cellular component (GO): nucleus; cytoplasm
Molecular function (GO): structural constituent of eye lens
Source: RefSeq, a predicted model, not a curated record
CCGAGCCCGGGCUCUCCAGGCAGCUGGAGGGGUCGCGCUGCUGCUCGGACAAGGGCCGCCUACACGUCUGCAGCCAUGUCUGGCCGCUCGGUGCCACAUGCCCACCCGGCCACCGCCGAGUACGAGUUUGCCAACCCGAGCCGCCUGGGUGAGCAGCGCUUCGGAGAAGGCCUCCUGCCAGAAGAGAUCCUGACCCCCACCCUCUACCAUGGCUACUAUGUGCGACCUCGGGCCACUAGAGCUGGGGAGAGCAGCAGGGCGGGGGCCUCUGAGCUCAGGCUCAGCGAGGGCAAGUUCCAGGCAUUUCUGGAUGUAAGCCACUUUACCCCAGAUGAGGUGACCGUGAGGACUGUGGACAACCUGCUGGAGGUGUCUGCUCGGCACCCCCAGCGCCUGGACCGCCAUGGCUUCGUGUCCCGAGAGUUCUGCCGCACCUACGUCCUGCCUGCCGAUGUUGACCCCUGGAGGGUCCGCGCUGCUCUCUCCCAUGAUGGCAUCCUUAACCUGGAGGCUCCUCGGGGUGGCCGACAUUUGGACACGGAAGUCAAUGAGGUCUACAUUUCCCUCCUCCCUGCACCUCCUGAUCCAGAGGAAGAGGAGGAGGCAGCUGGAGUUGACCCCUGAGUGCCACAGACCCAGUACCCAGCACUUCCUUCCUCCUGCGGUGAUUCGGCCGCUGCCACCACCCCAGAGGUAGCAGCAUCCUUGGGGGAAGGGAAAAGUGCAUGGGCCACAAUGUGUGGUUUGGUCCCUUGGGACAUGUCCUAGCCUUUGGUUUAGUUCUGGGUGGAGCUGAAUAAACCCAAAUCUC